AUGACUCACUCUAUUCUUCUUUUAGUUCUCGCUCUUGUUACAAUGGUCAUGGCGAUUGACUAUCGUUUGGAUUUCAAACCGCGUAGUGGUCAAUCCCCUGAUCAAUUCUGCAUUCAGUGGAAUACUACUUGUUCCCAUGUUGUACAGCACCACAAUGCCAAUGCUCAAGCUCGCCAGAUUUGCGAACCCGUACCUACAAAAGGCAUUGCUCAUGCUUUUUGUAACGCUUUUUAUGAUAAUAAGGUCACGCAGUACGCUACCGAAGUCGAAAAUGCCAGAUCUCCACAGAUCAUUUUGAAAUUAGUCUUUUGCACUGGAAAAGAGUCGUUAAGGUUCAGAUAG
Messenger RNA from Halteromyces radiatus, 342 nucleotides. RefSeq lists its product as uncharacterized. The coding region runs from base 1 to 342 and encodes 113 amino acids. NCBI's taxonomy places the organism in Eukaryota, Fungi, Mucoromycota, Mucoromycetes, Mucorales, Cunninghamellaceae. The record is from RefSeq and is a predicted model, not a curated record. The transcript is spliced from 2 exons.